Molecule: messenger RNA, 1087 nt
Organism: Cornus florida
Lineage: Eukaryota; Viridiplantae; Streptophyta; Magnoliopsida; Cornales; Cornaceae
Product: dihydroneopterin aldolase 2-like
Exons: 4
Coding region: 553-975 (140 amino acids)
Biological process (GO): folic acid-containing compound metabolic process
Cellular component (GO): cytoplasm
Molecular function (GO): dihydroneopterin aldolase activity
Source: RefSeq, a predicted model, not a curated record
CCAACCCUCCAUUUGCCCAUACAUCGCUAGGACCGAACCUCAUCCCGAGAAAAAACCCAUGUCCCAUUCGGUUCAGGCAGCCCAAUCCAGAGAGAGAAGAAGAGUUGGAGAGCAUUUGUGUGAUGCCGCGGUGAUUCAGCAGAAAGCAAGAGUUUAGGAGAGGCCAAGGCACAACAAUUCCGGCGGCACCCAGGCUUCUUUCCAACGCCCGGCGUGAAAAUUCCCGGUUCGUUUAGCAAUCACGACAUGUCCAACAGUGCUAUAUAGGUACAAUGGUUAGAAUCUGAGGACAAAUAAUGGCUCUGCAUGUGGAAGUUGUGGGUCUUUCAUUGCAUUCCAGAAACAGCACAAAUCCUUGCGCAGGCUGAUCCUUUGGUGUUUUGUAUUUAGUUAGUUAUUGUUCCCAGGGCAUGAUGACAGAAAAAAUCCCAGUUCCUCCAUGAGGCUUGUCAUUGAGAAAAGGACUUGAAACUUUGAUGCAUCUUGAAAUACAAUGUAUAAUGUUAAAGUAAAAAAAGGGUCACCAGAAUUUGGGAUUGUCGGCUCUUUUUUAUGUCACUAUCAGAAUCAAUGAUGGACGAGGAAAUAACAAAGGGAGACAAACUUGUGUUAAGGGGGCUGAAGUUUCAUGGGUUUCAUGGGGUGAAGUCUGAAGAAAGAAAGCUCGGUCAGAAGUUCUUUGUAGAUGUGGAUGCCUGGAUGGAUCUCCGAACAGCUGGUAAAUCUGAUUGCUUGUCAGAUACUAUAAGUUAUACUGAGAUAUACCGCAUAGUCAGUGAAGUAGUGGAGGGUCCGCCGCAAAACCUCCUGGAGUCGGUGGCUCAACUCAUUGCUUCAACAACUCUGACCAAGUAUCCCCAGAUAUCUGCUGUUCGUGUGAAGGUUGGGAAGCCUCAUGUUGCAGUUCAAGGCCCUGUUGAUUACUUGGGCGUUGAGAUUCUCAGAUACCAAAGUAUUAAUAAUGUACAAAACUGAUAUUACAACUGUUUGUCUUAAUAAUACAUGCAACAAAUUUAUUGUUAUUAAACUGUGGUAAUGCCUAGAACUGGGUUAGUCCUAAUAAAAGAGAGUUGAUUUUUGUCAUUUA